Molecule: messenger RNA, 2478 nt
Organism: Clavispora lusitaniae ATCC 42720
Lineage: Eukaryota; Fungi; Ascomycota; Pichiomycetes; Serinales; Metschnikowiaceae
Gene: APL4
Product: Apl4p
Biological process (GO): Golgi to vacuole transport; intracellular protein transport
Cellular component (GO): membrane coat; AP-1 adaptor complex; Golgi apparatus
Molecular function (GO): clathrin-cargo adaptor activity
Source: RefSeq, a predicted model, not a curated record
AUGGGUUCACUCAAAUCGUUUGUGAAAGCAGUCCGCAAAGCGAAAACCAUUGCAGACGAGCGCACGGUGGUCCGCAAAGAGGCUGCGGCGAUCCGAACAUCGUUCCGUGAUCCGAAUCUCGACCAGGCCACGCGGCGCGUCAACGUGUCCAAGUUGUUGUAUCUCUACAUUUUGGGAGAGAAAACGCAUUUCGGCCAGGUGGAAUGUCUCAAGUUGUUGGCGCUGGCGCGCUUUGCCGACAAGCGGUUGGGCUACUUGGCCACCAUGCUUCUCUUGGACGAGAACCAGGAGGUUUUGACGCUUUUGACCAAUUCCUUGGACAACGACAUGCAGCACCCCAACACGUUUAUUGUCGGGCUUGCGUUGAGCUGCUUGGGUAGCGUGGCGUCCCCCGAGUUGGCCCGCGACUUGUAUGCCAACGUGGACCGUAUCUUGGGCUCGUCCAGCCCAUACUUGAAGAAAAAAGCCUGUCUUGUGGCGGCUAAGUUGGUGGACAAAGAGCCGGACUUGGGCGAGGUGUUUGCCGCGCGUGUGCUGGCGCUUAUUCUGGACAAAACACCGCUGGUUUUGUUGGGCACAUGCCGCUUGGUCCAGGCUAUCCACAGCCAAUGCCCCGACUUGCGAGAAGCCAUGGUCAAGACGGUUCCACGGUGGAUUGCGCACCUCCGCCGCGUGCUUGCAAGCGGAUACAUGCCCGAGUAUGAUGUGGGAGGAGUCACAGACCCGUUCUUGCAGGUAGCACUUCUCCAGACAUUGCGGGCGUUGGUUUCUGACGAAAACUGUCCAGCACAGCUCGUGGAGGAAACCAACGACGUCUUGGCUGCCGUGGCGCUGGGUUUAGAUGGCGGCAAGAACGCAGCACAUGCCGUGUUGUAUGAGUGUGUCAAGACCAUCUUUCUGAUCCGCCUGGAUCCGGCUUUGAAGGUGUUGGGUGUCAACCUUUUGGGCAAGUUUUUGCAGGCCAAGGACAACAACACACGCUACGUGGCGCUCGAGCUGUUGUUGACAGUGAUGGACUUUGAGCCGCAGGCCGUGCAGCGCCAUCGUGCCACCAUUGUUUCUUGUUUGCACGAUGGCGAUGUAUCAAUGCGCCGUCGUGCAUUGGAGUUGGUUUUCGCUAUCCUCAACGAACAGAACAUCCGGGUGUUGAUGCGUGAGGUUUUGGCAUUUUUAGAACACUGCCCUGACCCAGACUUGCGGCCAUACGUGGCGUCACAGUUGGCAAUUGCUGUGUUCCGCUACGCCCCCAACGACAAGUGGCAGUUUGACACCCUUGUGCGCAUGCUCCGUGUCGGAGGCUCGUCCGUGGCACCAGACAUUGUGGCUUCAAUCUUGGCACUUGUGAUGCGCUGUACUGAUGCAGAAUUGCGCCGCCAUGUGGUUAGCCGUUUACUUCUGGCCACGCUUACAGAUCCGUCGCAGUAUGCGUUGGCUUUGGUGGUGGUUUGGCUGCUUGGUGAGUACGCCGACGCUGUUGUGGGAACAAGCGUUGAAGUAUCGGGCAAGGAGCAGGCCGUGACUGAAGAAACUAUAGUGGACGUGCUUGAUCGUUUCGCCAACAGUUCAAGCUUCUCCGCAACAGAGACUGUUCAAUUGGUGAUGUACAUUUUGACUGCAGCCAUCAAGUUGUCAGUUAAAUUCAAUGGUGCCAAGACGCUUGAGCUGUUGCGUUUGCUUAUCUCAUCCCGCACAACCGAUCAGAACCUCGAGAUCCAGACCCGUGCUGUCGAGUACCAGCAGAUAUUUGGUGUUGACGAGAAGUUACGCCGCGGGUUGUUAGCACGUAUGCCACCUCCACCUGAAAAAGAACGUGAAGCACUCAGUUUGCAAAAUGAACCCAAACCAAAAGUGAAACCUGCUGCGGCCGCCAGCGCCGAUGACUUGCUUAAUCUUCUUGAUCUGAAUGAUACUCCUCUGCAGAACAACCAGCCCAACCUGACUGGCCAGACCACAGACCUUUUGUCGGACAUUUUUGGCUCCACGGACAAGAAGGUCACACCAGCCAAGAACGAUGUCGUGGACGAUCUUUUGGGUCUUUCCCUAGACAGUCCACUGUCUCGUUCCAAUGUUGGAGCCGGAGGCUCAGCUGCCGCUGCAUUCAGCGGUUCCAGCGGACAAGCAGCUCUGGGUGCAUCUGAAAUCGAAGCGUUUGCCAAUGGCCACUUGCGCAUCACGUUUGCGCCAGCAUCGUUUUCGCCCGGUGAAGCCGUACUCGAAUCCCGCAUCACAUCCAUGGCGCCACAAAGCCGCAUUGAACAUGUUCAAUUGCUCAUUGCUGUGCCCAAGACGCAAAAGCUCGCCAUGUCCACAGUAGCCGGAACUGACUCACUCACUAACGGCAGCGAGAUUAGGCAAGUGUUGCGCAUCUCAGGAAAGAGCGGAACACGUAUCAAGUUGAGGGUCAAGGUCAAAUACACUAUUGACGGUUCUGCCAAUGAGACACAGUUUGACUUUGCUCAAAUUGAGCAUUCAUUGUGA